CAAUCGGAGUCACGGCUAUAUUACUUCGACGUUAGCGAGCGCAGGUGCCCAUAGCUAAUAUGGCGGCCGCCGGCUUCAAGGAGAUCUCUGGAGAGCAAACCAAGCCGGCACCCACUUUUGACAUCCGGCCGGAUGGCUGCUUGUCGUCGGCUCUGUGACUCUUUCCUUCCCAGCACGCUUUGCGCGGGGGUGGCAGGUGGGGCCGGGCUGUGCUCAGAAAAGUCAAAAUGGCGGACUUCGAGGAUCGGGUGACGGAUGAAGAGAAGGUGCGUAUAGCUGCAAAGUUUAUCACCCAUGCACCUCCUGGAGAAUUCAAUGAAGUGUUUAACGAUGUUCGGUUGCUGCUUAACAAUGACAAUCUCCUUAGGGAAGGGGCAGCACAUGCAUUUGCCCAAUACAACAUGGAUCAGUUUGCUCCUGUGAAAAUAGAUGGUUAUGAUGAUCAGGUCUUAAUCACAGAACAUGGUGAUCUUGGUAAUGGCCGGUUUUUAGACCCAAGGAACAGGAUUUCUUUUAAGUUUGAUCAUUUAAGGAAAGAAGCAAGUGACCCCCAGCUGGAGGACAUAGAUACAGCACUAAAAUCCUGGAGAGAUGCCUGUGAUACUGCGUUAAGAGCAUAUGUCAAAGAUCACUAUCCACAAGGGUUUUGCACUGUUUACAGUAAGACUAUAGAUGGACAGCCAACAGUCAUUGCUUGCAUUGAAAGUCACCAGUUUCAGCCUAAAAAUUUCUGGAAUGGGCGCUGGAGGUCAGAAUGGAAGUUUACCAUCACGCCACCAACAGCUCAGGUGGCUGCGGUGCUCAAGAUCCAGGUGCAUUACUAUGAAGAUGGUAACGUGCAGCUGGUUAGUCACAAAGAUAUACAAGAUUCUGUAGCUGUUUCGAAUGAUGUCCAAACAGCCAAGGAAUUCAUUAAAAUAAUUGAACAUGCAGAGAACGAUUAUCAGACAGCAAUCAGUGAAAAUUAUCAGACUAUGUCAGACACCACAUUCAAAGCCUUACGCCGCCAACUGCCAGUCACCCGCACCAAGAUUGAUUGGAACAAAAUCCUCAGCUACAAAAUUGGCAAAGAAAUGCAGAAUGCCUAAGACAUUGGAAAUGUUCGCAUGCAAAAACAAGCAUAACAGAAAAUAAAAUACAAUAAAGCAAAUGUGGUCUUAUGCCAAGCUGGUGGGCUUUCUGACACCUUGGCACUUGUCUGGGUCUGUCAGAGUCAACAGGUUUUCUAGCCUUCUGAAGGACUGUCAGCACAUACUGUACUGUUGUCUUGUUUUCUGUGUCUCUGCCUUGUAAACUUCAUACACAGAUGUAAAAAUGCAUUUCCUAGUAGGCUUUCUGCAUUUGCCCACUUUGGAAUCAGUGCUAAAUGUCCUUUUAUUGAUUGGAAAACCUCUUAUCUAAGAAAGUACUAAGAAAUCAAGCUGGUAAUAAUAGGUAUACUUCUGCCAGCACUCCAGCUCUUAUAUUCAUUUUAGUAGGACUGUUUGCACCUUUAUGGUGUCAUACUUCACCAGAUACCACUGGUCCUAACUUGUUCUAAUCUGACCUUCUCUUGCCCUUGCAUACCUGCCGGUCACCACCUAGCAAUAUCUUCUAAGCUUUGCUUUUUAUGUUUGCAAGGUGUUUACAAGACUCCUUUCAGAAAUCCCAAGAAGGCCAGGUGCUCUGGAAAGGUGGGGUUUUUUUUGUGGGAGUUGUUUUUGUUUUUUUUUAAUCCAAAGACUUGAGCCACAUUUUCUUCAAGUGAACUAUUUUUCUCUCUUGACUUUUCUUGAAAGUAUAGUUAAUAUAGAUAUCCACAUUUUUACAGGAUCGGUUCUUCAUUUUUCUCUUUUAAUACUUGUCAGAUUGCUGCAGAGACACUGUUUAGAUAAAGAAAUUACAAAAUUUAAAGGCUGUAAAUGUUUAAUAAACAUUGGGAUUAUUGUGCUUUAAUGCUUUGUGGCAAGUUGGUGGCAUUUGUACCAGAGAUGUAUAAUUGAGCGUGUCAAAAUGGUUAAUAAAAGAUUGCACCAAAGCAUA
Molecule: messenger RNA, 2022 nt
Organism: Pogona vitticeps (central bearded dragon)
Lineage: Eukaryota; Metazoa; Chordata; Lepidosauria; Squamata; Agamidae
Gene: CAPZA1
Product: capping actin protein of muscle Z-line subunit alpha 1
Biological process (GO): actin cytoskeleton organization; barbed-end actin filament capping
Cellular component (GO): F-actin capping protein complex; cortical cytoskeleton
Molecular function (GO): actin filament binding
Source: RefSeq, a predicted model, not a curated record